Messenger RNA from Miscanthus lutarioriparius, 591 nucleotides. The record is from the annotation of a GenBank genome assembly. NCBI's taxonomy places the organism in Eukaryota, Viridiplantae, Streptophyta, Magnoliopsida, Poales, Poaceae.
AUGGCCUCCCCCGCUACCGACGCCACCUCGGCAGUUCCGCCGUCUGUGGUCUCGGCUGCUGAGCAGACGCUCGCCGCUGCCGAAUCUGUAGGGGACCAUCUCUCCCAUCUGCUCGCGGCGGCCGCGGCGGACCCCGACGCCGUGGCCGAGCUCCCGCCCCUGCUCCGGGCGCGCGCUUUCCUCGCCGUGGCGCAGGCCGCCACCUCACUCCUCGGAGGCACUGCACCUUCCACGCUUCUCCUUCUCGAAAGGUUAAGCUUAUGGCAGGAGAAGUUAAAUCAAUUUGAGGACUGGGACAAGGCACCACUUCGCCCUACUACUACAAUAAAUACACAAGCAGCAGCAAGGUUUAUUGGACACUCACUUUCCCAUCUGACAUCCGAUCAGAAGAGGAGCAUGCAGGAAAUAAGUAGAGGAGAAAGGCGGAGUUGGUCUGGGCAGAAGAGAAAGCCUGAGCCUUUACCAGAAAAGAAGUCUGUCCGUACUGCUGCAGAAGAGUUCCUUGCAAAGGCUGCUCAGGAACUUAUUGGGCAUAGUGAUAGCAGGGUCAAGGGUCCUGUUAUAGUCAUUCCUGAUGAAGAUGAGGACUAG